AUGGAAGAAUUAAAAUCCAUGCAUCAUUAACUCUUAUAUGAAGGCAAAAUAUAUUAAAGUUUACAAGGAGGGAUUGGAAUUCCAACAAUGUAUUGGUGCGGACAAGAAGGUGAUUACAAUUUUCUUGUAAUGGAAUUAUUAGGAAAUAAUUUAGAAGAAUUAUUUGUUCAAUGCGGAAAUAAAUUUUCUUUAAAAACUGUUUUAAUGAUUGCAGAUUUAAUUCUUUCAGAUUUGGAAUAUUUUCAUUUUAAAUCUUAUAUACAUAGAGACAUUAAACCAGAAAAUUUUAUAUUAGGAUAAGGAAAAAGAGCUAACUAAAUUCUAAUAAUUGAUUUCGGAUUAUCAAAAAAAUAUAGAGACCCAAAAACAUUUGAACAUAUUUCUUUUAGAGAUGGAAAAACAUUAAUUGGUACCACAAGAUAUGCAAGUAUUAAUUGUCAUAAAGGAUAUGAAUAAUCAAGAAGAGAUGAUUUAGAAAGUUUAUGCUAUAUGCUAAUUUAUUUUUUGAAAGGAAAACUACCUUGGAUAUGGAAAAUUAUUAAAGGAUAUUCCUAUUGA
Molecule: messenger RNA, 558 nt
Organism: Ichthyophthirius multifiliis
Lineage: Eukaryota; Ciliophora; Oligohymenophorea; Hymenostomatida
Exons: 5
Biological process (GO): peptidyl-serine phosphorylation; signal transduction; endocytosis
Cellular component (GO): cytoplasm; nucleus
Molecular function (GO): ATP binding; protein serine/threonine kinase activity
Source: RefSeq, a predicted model, not a curated record